AACAUCGUUAUGUACUACAUUCGUAAAAGAGCCAAGUAUAGACCUGUUAAUGAUUUGCGAAUUACGACAACUGAUUGCCUCUUCGAUGAUAGAAUGACUUCAUAUUAUGUGGCAUACUUGAAGAGGAAGAAGUCUGAAUCUACUUCAGUUUCUGAACGUAGUCUUAUUGCAAAGUAUAUUUGUGGAUACAAUAUGCUUUGCAAUACGCAUUGGAAGAAUGUAGAUGAGGUGUUGUUUCCUAUGAACAUGAAGAAGCAGAAGCACUGGAUUUUGGGGCGUUUGGUCUUCAAAGAAAGAUGCAUAUAUGUGUAUAAUUCUAUGAAUUCAAAUGUGGCGAGGAAGUCUGCAGUUGAAGCAGCCACAAAAUAUUCUGUUCUAAUUCCACUUUUUUUAGCUCAGAUGAAUUUUUAUGAUUUGCGCAGUGACAUUGAUCUGAAUUCUCAGCCUUAUUUGAAUAAGAAUUCAAAUGAAGCUUUCCGUAUUGAAGUUGUGGAGGAUCUACCAACUCAAAAGGAAAGUGAUUGUGGUGCGUUUUUGCUUGCUUUUGCGGAGUUUUUGUGUCUGCGCAAAGAAAUACCUUGUGAUUUCAAUAUUGAGAAUUAUCGCGAGCGUGUUGCAUUUCUGCUGUUCCGCUAUGGCAAUAUGAAGAUAGAGAGCAAUAUUGUUAGUGAUGAGGAGGUUGAAAAGGAGGUCCCAAAUCCAAAGAGAAAGGGGAAGAACAAGAUCUGAACUCUUCAUUUUAUCCUAGUACUUUAAGUUUUUUAUUUUGUUAUCUGAAAAAGAUCUGAACAAUAUUUGUUUUUUA
Messenger RNA from Mercurialis annua (annual mercury), 805 nucleotides. RefSeq lists its product as uncharacterized. NCBI's taxonomy places the organism in Eukaryota, Viridiplantae, Streptophyta, Magnoliopsida, Malpighiales, Euphorbiaceae. Gene Ontology annotation, biological process: proteolysis. Bases 10 to 729 code for a protein of 239 amino acids. The record is from RefSeq and is a predicted model, not a curated record. Gene Ontology annotation, molecular function: cysteine-type peptidase activity. The transcript has 2 exons.